AUGCAAUCAAUAACAAUUCCAAUGAUAACAUAAGCGCAUCGUCUACAAAAAGAUAGCACUUUAAAUUUUAGAACAAAGCUUUAAAGAUCUUUAAAAUUGUCAGAGAAAUAUCAUUGCAAUAUACAUUUGAAACGAGAAGAUCAAUAAUAGAUUAGAGUAUUUAAGAUGAGAGGAGCAUUCAAUUCUUUUAUGAGUUUAAGUCAAGAACAGAGAACAAAAGGAUUAGUAACAGUGAGUGAUGGUAAUUUUGCAGAGGCAUUUGCUUUUUUUUGCAAUCAUUUAAAAAUAAAAGGUAAAGGAAUGAUAUAAAAGAAUAGGAACUGUUUUUUUGCCAGAAGUGUGUUUUUAAUGGAAAAUAGAAAUAAUAUAGAAGUAUGGAAAGGAUUAUGUAGAAAUAAGAAGUGUAGGAGAAUCAUUUGAUGAAGCUGAAGCUGCAGCAUAAGAAUAUAUAAAAUAGCAUGAUAGAAUAAUGAUACAUCCAUGUGAUAAUGUAAAAGCAAUUAUAGGGAAUGCAACAAUUGUAUAAUAGAAUUUAGUUAUUUUAAGGGUAUAGAGAUAAUAGAAGAUUUUCCAGGAGAAGUAGAUUAUGUUUUUGUACCAGUUGGAGCAGGAGCAUUAGCAGCUGGUAUAGCUACUUACUUUAAAGCAAUGUCUCCGAAUACGAAGAUUAUAGGGGUUUAACCAGAUGGGGCUGCAUCUAUGAAAGCUUCAUUUGAUGCAAAGAAAAUUGUUACAAUUGAAAGUAUGUCUAGAUUUUGUGAUGGAUCUGCUGUAAAAACAGUUCCUUAAAUAACAUAUGAUAUAUGUUAACGCAAUUUAGAUGGUUUAGCAGUUGUACCUGAAGGAAAAGUUAGUUCAACAAUUCUUGAAUUAUACAAUUAAGGCAUUGCAGUAGAACCAGCAGGGGUAAAAUUAUUAUAACAAUAAACAUUUAUAGGCUUUAGCUGUUUCUGUAUUAGAUUAAUAUGCAUAAGAAAUUAAAGAUAAAAAUGUAGUAUGUUUAAUUUCAGGAGGAACAGUUGAUCUAUCGAGAUUUGAUGAAUUUAAAGAACACUCUUUAUUAUAUGAAGGAUUGAAAUAUUUCUUUUUAAUUCAAAUCCCAUUCAGACCUGGUAUUCUCAAAAGUUUUGUUAGUUUGUAAUAUUCAAUUCUAAAUUAGAUGUUUGGGACCAGAUGAUGAAAUUAGUCAUAUUCAGUUUUAAAAAAAAACUAAUAGGGAAAGAGGACCAUGUUUAGUGGCUAUAGAAGUAGCAAAAAAAGAUAAUAUUAAAAAAGUAAUGGAGAAUAUGACUAAAAUGCAUUUAUAGUAUGAAGUUGUAAAUGAUUCAAAAGAGUUGUUUGAUUUAUUGGUUUGA
Molecule: messenger RNA, 1355 nt
Organism: Paramecium sonneborni
Lineage: Eukaryota; Ciliophora; Oligohymenophorea; Peniculida; Parameciidae
Source: the annotation of a GenBank genome assembly